Messenger RNA from Centruroides sculpturatus (bark scorpion), 1725 nucleotides. RefSeq names its product venom metalloproteinase antarease-like TtrivMP_A. The transcript has 13 exons. Bases 108 to 1625 code for a protein of 505 amino acids. Gene Ontology annotation, molecular function: metalloendopeptidase activity. Gene Ontology annotation, biological process: proteolysis. The record is from RefSeq and is a predicted model, not a curated record. Lineage: Eukaryota; Metazoa; Arthropoda; Arachnida; Scorpiones; Buthidae.
GCAACGUUGUGCAACCUGCCACGCGUAGGAAGAAUUAACAUUUGGUAGAAAUUGAGUGCACAGUAUAUAUAUUCCAGCUAGUAUACAGCUAUAUUAUCAUCGACUUAAUGAAUGUUCUACGAAGUUUAACGAUGCUCAUAUUCCUACUAAGCGUUUCGAUUUUUAUCGUCGUUUCGGGGAGACUCACUGGACGAGAAGAAAUAGUGUUUCCAUCUAUUGAAACACUCAGAUCCGGAGAGAAGAGAUUAAGUUUUCGAGCACUAAAUGAAGAUAUCGAACUGAAAUUAGAAUCGGCUGGUAACGUGUUUGGAGAAGGAUUUUUUGUUGAAUCAAUUCACGAUGGUAGAUCAGCUAUUCCUGAGCUAAAUCUUCACGAUAUAAAACAAAAUCUCUACAAAGAUAAGAGAGCUGGAGCAUCUCUCCAUAUUGAAGAGAAAGAACACACAUUGAUUAGAGGAAUCAUAAAUCACAAAUUGAGAAUCGAACCUCACGAAUCCGAAGCGAGAGUAAGAGGAGGAGUAAGAUCUCAUCGGAUAAUGGAAUACAUAGAAGAGGAUGGCUUUCACGAAAACGAUGCAGUCAAACCUGGUGCUAAUUUUCAUCCGAAUAUUAAUAAGUCUUCCGACGGUUUGAGAUCUGGAGAACCGAUAUAUGUGGAAAUUUGCAUUGUAACCGAUACUGCUUUUACUAAAUUAUUUCCUAACGAUUACGCUAUUAUAGUAUAUGUUGCUAUUUUAAUUAAUGGGGCACAAUGUCGUUAUGACAAUCUGAGGAAUAUUAGGGUGAUUUUGGUUUUCAGUGGAUUAAAAAUAGUCAGGUACGCAAGACACGAACCUUACAUCCAAAACAAUUUAGUCGAAGGUCAUCUUUUAAAAGGUUUUGAUGCAUUAAAUGAUUUCGGUAAAUACAUGGGAAGAGCCGGAUAUACUUGUGACGUAAUAAAGCUCCUUACAAAACUAGACUUGGUUGACGAAGUCGACGGAAAAUUAGCAAGUGGCCUUCUUGGUCUCGCGUAUAUAGGAACAGUCUGCGAUACAUCCUCUGAGCCUGAUUUUAGUUACAAAGUAGGAAUUAGCGAAGACGAUGCCCAUUGUUUCGUAGGUGUUCGUACGGUCGCUCACGAACUCGCUCACAAUCUUGGUUGUGGCCACGACGGUGAUUUGCCAGUUUCUUACAUCCAGGGACAUCCAGGAUCCGAAAAUUGUCCUUGGGACGACGGUUAUAUUAUGAGUUACGUGCAAGAGUUCCUUAAUCGUUAUUAUUUUUCUUCAUGCUGCGAGGACUGUAUUCGUUACUCAGCAAUGAUCUUUGAUUGUCUUAGAAACAAUAAUACCGGAUAUGAUUUAGGAGUUUCCAGUGAAAUGCCUGGAGUACAGUUGGAAAAUACACUCGGUUACUCCGUUUCGAAAUAUGAAAAUGAGAAAGUCGCUUAUUACGAUCAUCGCUGCAAGAAUUUAAGGCGUGGCUUCGUUUUACGUUCUUUCAAAUAUCCGGAUGGUACAUGUAGUUAUGCUUGCCGCACUGAAGUCGACGAAGAGAAUCAGUUCUAUUAUUGGACUGUGGAUUGCUUGGAUGGCGAUAUGUGCGAUACAGGAAAGAGAUGCUUCAAUGGAGAAUGCAUAUAGAAACUGAUACAGUAAUUAAUUAAAUGCAAAGCUAAAUUUGAUCUUAAUUCGAAUUAAUGUAUUUGAACGAUAAAACGAAUAAAUUUAUUUUGAAACAAUA